GGCUCAGUUCUAUUCCUAUACUUUUUGACAAUAUUUAGAGAUAUUCACCUCGCCGACUGUCAAGCUCGUAACUCGGUUGCCUCGACAUCCGUCCCUGUUGCUGUUGUCGCCUUCUUAUGCAGCGCGUCGGCGUGCUUCGUAUUGAGCUCGCUAUACCACGUCUUUGAGUGUCAUUCGAUCCACUUGCUGGAUUAUACCGGGAUUAUCGGCCUUAUAGUGGCUUCGAGCUAUCCCUGGAACUACUAUUACUGGUUCUGCGAACCCCGCUACCAGUUGUUCUACUUGUCAAGCGUAACCGUUGUUGGAGUCGGAGCAGCCGCCGCUAUCGCGAGUCCACGGUAUAGCCGUCCUGAGCAUGCCUCCGCAAGAGUGCUGCUCUUCACGUCCCUCAUGGUUAUCAACGUCACUGCUCUCGUCCACGCCGCGAUACGCGAUGGGUUCCAGAAGCUCUGCGAGACUAUGGGUGUCCGAUACAUCCUCUGUUCUUGGGCGUUCUAUUUGCUUGGGGGAGUCCUGUAUGCGAAGAGAUUUCCAGAGAGCAAGGCGCCUGGAAGGUUUGACAUAUUCGGUGCCUCUCACCCGCUCCUGCACAUAUGUGUGAUCAUCGGUGCCGUUCUGCACUACGUCACUGUCUUGCGAAUAUUCCAUCAUUGGCACCCUGCUGUUGGUCUGGCCAAUGGUACGUAA
Molecule: messenger RNA, 687 nt
Organism: Punctularia strigosozonata HHB-11173 SS5
Lineage: Eukaryota; Fungi; Basidiomycota; Agaricomycetes; Corticiales; Punctulariaceae
Product: Hly-III-like protein
Exons: 7
Cellular component (GO): membrane
Molecular function (GO): signaling receptor activity
Source: RefSeq, a predicted model, not a curated record